CAACUUGAUCCCAUAACUUCGACCACAGGGAGGUUUCUCUUUUUAAUCAAUCGCCCCUUUUCUUUCCUUUCUUUUUAUUUUUUGUGAAACUUCUCUACUGAGGCGGUGAUUGCUUCCAGUAGCUAUCUCUACUUGCUCUUCUAUCGCUCCUUUGUUCACCUAUUUCCUCUUCUCUUCUACAAAUCGCUUGGUGUAACCAGGGCACUGCUAUCUGACCCCUGAGCUUACGGCCAUCUUCAAUCAUGGCUCGAAGCUCCACGCCGCAGGGCAGUCUGCGACAGAGGGGCGCACCAUCAAAGAAGCCCUCCGAAGAAGACUCUUUCAAUCCUAAUAUCGAGCUUGAUAAGCUUGCCAAGGCUGGUGCUCAGCGAGCCGCUGCCCAGAGCGAGACCGAGUACAAGAUUGGCCUUUUCCUCAUCACCAUCUUGUCCUUCGUUACUCGAUUCUGGGGUAUCAGCCAUCCAAACGAGGUUGUCUUUGACGAGGUGCACUUUGGAAAGUUCGCCUCAUACUACCUCGAGCGAACCUACUUUUUCGACGUCCACCCUCCCUUCGGCAAGCUUCUGUUCGCCUUUGUCGGCUGGCUCGUUGGCUACGAUGGUAACUUCCACUUUGAGAACAUCGGCGAUUCCUACAUUGCGAAUAAAGUUCCUUAUGUCGCGUACCGAGCUCUCCCCGCUACACUUGGUGCUUUGACUGUCUCGGUCACAUAUCUCAUCAUGUGGGAAUCUGGUUACAGUCUGCCCGCUUGCAUCCUCGCCGCUGGUCUUGUCCUCCUCGAUAAUGCCCACAUCGGCCAGACCCGACUCAUCCUCCUAGAUGCGACUUUGGUCCUCGCCAUGGCUUGCAGUCUCCUCUUCUACAUCAAGUGGUACAAGCUCCGACAUGAGCCUUUCUCCCGAAAGUGGUGGAAGUGGCUCAUCCUCACCGGAUUCGCUCUGUCUUGCGAUAUCUCGGUCAAGUACGUUGGUGUGUUUGCCUUCGUUACCAUUGGCUCUGCCGUUGUCAUCGACCUCUGGGACCUCCUCAACAUCAACCGACCUGGCGGUGCCAUCAGCCUGCAGGAAUUUACUAAGCACUUUGCCGCUCGGGCUUUUGGUCUGAUCAUCAUGCCUUUCUUGUUCUACCUCUUCUGGUUCCAGGUUCACUUCGCGGUUCUCUACCGAUCCGGUCCUGGUGAUGAUUUCAUGACUCCUGAAUUCCAGGAGACCCUGAGCGACAACGUUAUGCUGGCCAAUUCCAUCGACAUUCAGUACUAUGAUCAGAUCACAAUUCGGCACAAGGAGACCAAGACGUACCUUCACAGUCACGAGGACCGUUACCCUCUCCGAUACGAUGAUGGCCGUGUUUCGUCCCAGGGCCAGCAGAUUACUGGUUACCCUUACAACGACACCAACAACUACUGGGAGAUCCUGCCCGCCAAUAACGAUAAGCAGAUGGGCCGCAUUGUCAAGAACCACGAACUGGUUCGCCUUCGUCACGUCGGAACCGACAAGAUUCUACUCUCCCACGAUGUCGCUUCUCCUUACUACCCCACCAACCAGGAAUUCACUGCUGUUACUCCCGAGGAGGCUUUUGGCAAGCGUGAGAAGGACACGCUUUUCGAGGUCCGGAUCGAGCACGGCAAGAAGAACCAGAACUUCAAGACUGUCGCUGGCCACUUCAAGCUCAUUCACAACCCCAGCAAGGUUGCCAUGUGGACUCACACUAAGCCUCUCCCUGAAUGGGGUUACAAGCAGCAGGAGAUCAACGGUAACAAGCAGAUUGCGCCCAGCUCCAACGUCUGGAUCGCCGAGGACAUUCCUUCUCUACCUGCUGAUCAUCCUCGUCGCCAGAAGCCUGAGCGCAAGGUCAAGUCUCUGCCCUUCCUCCAGAAGUGGUUCGAGCUCCAGCGUGCCAUGUUCUACCAUAACAGCAAGCUUACCAGCAGCCACCCUUAUGCUAGCCACCCUUACCAGUGGCCUUUCCUGCUCCGUGGUGUGAGCUUCUGGACUCAGAGUGAGACGCGCCAGCAGAUUUACUUCUUGGGCAAUCCCGUUGGCUGGUGGCUCGCUAGCAGUCUUCUCGCUGUUUAUGCCGGUAUUCUUCUCGCUGAUCAGGUAUCUCUGCGCCGUGGUGUUGACGCUCUCGAUCGCCGUAAGUCUGGUCGAAAUACAUGUUCAGGAUUGAUUUAAUAACGAAAUUUUAGGAACUCGAUCGCGCUUGUAUAACUCUACCGGUUUCUUCUUCCUUGCUUGGGCUACUCAUUACUUCCCUUUCUUCCUCAUGGGACGACAACUUUUUUUGCAUCACUACCUUCCAGCUCACCUUGCUUCUUGUCUUGUUGCUGGCGCUCUUCUUGAGUUCAUCUUCAACUCUGAAGCUCCUGAGGAGGUCACUAUCAAGGACAAGAAGGGACCUGUUGGCCCCAGGCACCAUGUCACUGCUCGUGAGCGCUUCGCCGGCCAAAGCAUGCUCGGUGCCUGGAUUGCCUGUGGUGCCAUUCUGUCUCUGAUCAUUGCUGGCUGGUACUUCUUCCUGCCUCUCACCUAUGGUUACCCUGGGCUCUCCGUCGAUGCCAUUCUCCGAAGGAAGUGGCUAGGAUAUGACCUUCAUUUUGCCAAAUAGACGGUGAUAGGGUGAUUCGACCAAUCUUGAGUCUGAAGAUUCUUGAGUCGACGAAUUUCAAGUGGAUAUACCACUGGCAUUUUUUCCAUGAGAUCAGGGUCGAGUUAAUGAAGGCGCCAUCACACUGAUCAUGACAAGAUUAGGUAGUUAUGGGAUAUACCGGGUCGACGGGGGUUUGACCAUGAGUGCCAGACAAAACCAAUCUCAUUUAUCUCUAUAUGAUAGAAUACGUGAAGGAAGAUGUGUAACCUAUUGAAAGCAUAGAGAAAC
Molecule: messenger RNA, 2877 nt
Organism: Fusarium verticillioides 7600
Lineage: Eukaryota; Fungi; Ascomycota; Sordariomycetes; Hypocreales; Nectriaceae
Product: dolichyl-phosphate-mannose-protein mannosyltransferase
Exons: 3
Coding region: 243-2174 (643 amino acids)
Biological process (GO): protein O-linked glycosylation via mannose
Cellular component (GO): membrane; endoplasmic reticulum
Molecular function (GO): dolichyl-phosphate-mannose-protein mannosyltransferase activity
Source: RefSeq, a predicted model, not a curated record